Molecule: messenger RNA, 1497 nt
Organism: Nothoprocta perdicaria
Lineage: Eukaryota; Metazoa; Chordata; Aves; Tinamiformes; Tinamidae
Gene: DENND10
Product: family with sequence similarity 45 member A
Exons: 9
Coding region: 279-1013 (244 amino acids)
Biological process (GO): protein transport; regulation of early endosome to late endosome transport
Cellular component (GO): late endosome
Molecular function (GO): small GTPase binding; guanyl-nucleotide exchange factor activity
Source: RefSeq, a predicted model, not a curated record
ACACCAAUGGAGAUGCUUUGUGGGUUUGGUGUUACCCGUCCGUAACAGCCGAGCUGAGGAGCCUCUUGCUGAGGAAAUGCUGCCUUACCGAUGAAAAUAAGUUGCUUCAUACCUUCGUGUUUGGGCAGUACAGAGGGUCGUGGUUCUACAUCACAACCGUGGAGGUGCAAGAGCCUUCAGCCCUGAAAAAGGUGACCCACUUCUCUAUUAUUCUGACGGCCAAAGACUUCAAUCCAGAGAAAUAUGCAGCCUUUACUAGGAUACUGUGUAGAAUCUACAUGAAGCAUGGGAGCCCAGUUAAAAUGAUGGAGAGUUACAUUGCGGUCCUUACAAAGGGGGUCUGCCAAAGCGAAGAAAAUGGAUCUUUUCUCAGCAAAGAUUUUGACGCGCGGAAGGCUUACCUUGCUGGCUCCAUCAAAGAUAUAGUAUCUCAGUUUGGAAUGGAAACAGUUAUCCUUUAUACAGCACUGAUGUUAAAGAAACGAAUUGUAGUAUAUCAUCCUAGAGUAGAAGCAAUCCAGGAGUUUACCAGGACUCUACCUGCUUUAGUGUGGCAUCGACAAGACUGGUCAAUUCUUCAUUCAUAUGUACAUCUAAAUGAAGAGGAAAUAGAAGCCUUAAAAGACUGCACAGGUUACAUUGCUGGAUUUACAGAUUCUGAAGUGAGCAGUAGAUCAGACCUCUACGAUGUGUAUGUGAAUUUGGCAGACAGUGAGAUCAGUAUUUCCCCUGCAGUGAAAGAGGCAAUGACAAUGGGAAAACUUCACAAAGAGAUAGGACAACUAAUUGUUCAGUCUGCUGAAGAUCCAGAUAAAUCAGACAGCCAAGUCAUUAAGGAUAUUUCACUGAAGACAAAAGAAAUCUUGACUACUUUAGCAUCACUCACAGAAGUUUCUGAUGGCAAUGAUAAACCAACCCUUAACUCUGAGGCCCUGAAACAGAAACGAUUUCCACCAGCUACAGAAAACUUCCUUUUUCAUUUAGCAGCUGCUGAACAAAUGCUGAAAAUCUGAUUUUGAAGCACUUCAGUGUUAUGGACCAAUAUGAAAAUACUGUCUUUGCCAUAUAAAUCAGAAUAUCCAAACUUUAUAUGGAAAAAUUAAAGGACUUUUGUAACAAUCAGGAAGAAAAUACCACACGAUUAUGAGGUAAGGUCAGUCCAGGGUCUAUUCUGAAGUCUACUGAAACACAACUCAGUCAUUAAAAAGAACAUGCUUUGAAUCAGAUGUGUUAAUGCCACGUGGUUUCUGUGAAGAAACUCGUAGUUUCUUUUGAACAAAAAGCCGUAGGUAUCUAAUCAGGGAGCAGGGCUGUUAAAGACAGCCACAAAAAGCGGAGAAGCUCAGUUAUAAACUACACGUCCAAUAUUUAUUUUGCUUUCUGUUUUGGGAUCUUCUAAGUUGCAAAUCAUCUUGGUAUUGUGUUACAUCUUGUAUUCUAACAUUCAUGUGACAACAAAUGAACUACAAUUUUGCACUUAAGGAACUGCACUCAUAG